AUGUCUUUAAGAUUAGCAGCAAGAAGAUUCUCCACCUCCGCGGUUAAAUUGUUCGAAAAAGAGAAGGAAGUCAAGGCUCAAGCAGUGGACGCGUUGUCUUCUCCUAGCGGCCAGUUCCAAUCGUUUGCCCAAUACAGACUCAAGAUUGUGCAAAAAGACCCAUUGUCGCUACAAACAAGAAGAACGUUUGUACAGGGCAACCCUGCCGCAGUCGAGACAAACGAGGUGGACGAGAAGUUCAGAAGACUGGCCAAAAAGAUCUCUUUGUAUUCACCACACACCUUUCUUAACUCCAGGGAACUCGCCGUCUCUGGCCAUGAGCCGGAACUGGUAUCUGCUCACCCGGAACGGCUUGAUAAUCUUUUUGCUGGUGCCGCUUUCCACGCACCGGUCGCGGACCUGGUUCAUUCUGGUGAAGUUGGGCAGCGCGGUCAGCUGGACCUGGGCCUCGAUACGCACUUUCUGGGGCAGGGCCGCGUUUCUGGCUAUGAACUUGAGAGCCUUUGUGGUGACCUCGUAUUGGGCGGCCAUCUGGCGCUUGAAGUUGUCUCUGAGGACUCUGGUGUUGAGGAACCCGGUAGGGAUGCUCACAGGCUGCGGGAACCGUUUCAUCGGCUUGCUCGCCUUGACUAUCUUCAGCACCUCGGACAUGCUGGUUAUGCUGGCUAG
Messenger RNA from Ogataea philodendri, 669 nucleotides. RefSeq lists its product as uncharacterized. Bases 1 to 669 code for a protein of 222 amino acids. The transcript is spliced from 2 exons. Lineage: Eukaryota; Fungi; Ascomycota; Pichiomycetes; Pichiales; Pichiaceae. The record is from RefSeq and is a predicted model, not a curated record.